Molecule: messenger RNA, 7240 nt
Organism: Motacilla alba alba
Lineage: Eukaryota; Metazoa; Chordata; Aves; Passeriformes; Motacillidae
Gene: SLC25A38
Product: solute carrier family 25 member 38
Exons: 7
Coding region: 2652-3638 (328 amino acids)
Biological process (GO): glycine import into mitochondrion
Cellular component (GO): mitochondrion; mitochondrial inner membrane
Molecular function (GO): glycine transmembrane transporter activity
Source: RefSeq, a predicted model, not a curated record
GCCCUGAAUUCCCAACAACUCUAUCACACACCUACUGUGACCUCACCUGGACCCAACACAGCUUCCAUCCCACAGCUGUCUCCGAUCUUCCCCACAACACAAGAUACAGGGAAAAGAGCAGCCCUACUGAGCAACAGGAAACAUUUGAAGUGUGUUAUCUCCUUAAAUACUGCUGUCCUUGCUAGAGCUUGGUGCAUUACUGAAAUUCAGGUAAGUCAUGUUGCAUUGAGAAACAGACAGGACUCCGUCUCCUCAAGCAGAAAAAGCCAAUUCUUUAUUCACAUAAUUAAUUUUUAUACAGUUUUCACAGACCUUGUGUUCAACUCCAAUUGGCUACUAGUUUUCUUGCCACUCAAUUAAUUGGUUAAUAACUGGCAUUUUACCUUCCCAUCAAAUCUCUCUAUUCUUGGAUUGUUUAUAUAUUUUCUUCACUGAUUCUCAUGGGACAGAUCUAUUGUUUAUGCAGGUGCAAACUUAUUUUUCUUACUAGAAUAGGUUGUUGUGUUAAGUGUCUUCAUUCUUAUGACUUUUCCUUAUGGGAACUUACAAGCUACUGCUAGCUUAACUAGAGUAACAGGGCCUAGGCCAUAUUUAAUAAGACCUUUUUUUUACAGUAUUUCUACCUGUCUGCAACAAGUCACAUCAUCUUUUUGUUAGUUUUUGAACAAACAGCACAUCACUGAGCAUCAGUCCAUAGAUGUGCUGCUAGAAUCCCCACGUGGAAUAGGCUGUUGUCUUUCUCAACCCCUUUGGAUGUCCACCUUCACUCACCAUCACUCUAAGGGCAGAGGGAUAAAUAUUUGUGAACCAAGAAAAUCUGCAGCUAUCGAAUGUGUGGCAGUGGAUGGCUUUCCUCGGCCAUCGGUGCCCUCAGUGGACAGUGUGACAUUAGGUCAAAGUUUUAUGUGUGAGUCAAGCCAUGAAAGCCGAGCUCUGCUGGGUAUUAACUCUUACCAAACCUGAAAGUAGGAAUUAAAACCAGAAACAAACUCUUCUGCUACAGGCAGUGUUACUGGCAGUUGCUGGCAGUGUUGAAGCCUGAUCUCCACUGCCCUAAUGCACGAUUAAAACGGCACUUACAACUCUCUUGGUGCUAAAGUGGCAAAGAAAACAACCAAGAAUUAUUCAAUGUGGAAAAAGAUGUGUCCACCAAAUGGGGAUUUGGCAGUUCCGUGCCUCUCAUCUUUCAUCUCCUAAAUAGAGAUGACAGGCUAUCAGAGCACAAGGACAGCGACAUGAAGGGACGCGGCUCCCUCUGCUGGGCACUCCUGCAGAAUUGACACACAUCCCUGCAGAGAUGUGUGAGAUCAGCAGUGCUGUUUCACCUCCUCAUUCAUCAUGAGGCUUAUUUUAAGGAAGAAAACGCUUCCACAGCAAGACAAGAAUCUGGAGACUGCUGUUGCUGCCAGGGUUUCAUGCUGGAUGAGCUCUUCGUUGGGAUGCGUGUCAUUUGGCCAAUAUUGUUGCAGCCCAUCUUGCUUCAGAAAACUACAAAAAGGUCAAUUGUUGCUCCAUCCAAAGAUAUGGAGGGAGAGGAUCUAGCCACACCACCCCCAGUUCCAUAUAGAAACAUUUCAAAUGCAUCACUUGAGUUUGUCAGCCUUACUACAGUUAAGCUUACUUCUCUAAACAAUCUAUUUACCCAAGCCCAUCCAGAACAGCCAGAAGAAACACACCAAAAGAAAUAGCCAAAGGGGCUUUUUCAAAAUGACACAUAUAUCCCAGACAGCUUCCUUAUAUAAUCAAUUGUAUAACAGAUUGGGUUUACAAGGAAAAGUUUUGGUAGCAAGGGGGCUGCAGGGCUGCCUGAUGUGAGAAGAUGCCAGAAUCUGCCCCCGUGGUGGCAGUAGCCAGUUCCAGAUGACUCCGAGAUAGCCCUGCAGCUGGUCAAAGCUGAGCCCAUUGGUGAUAUUGGUAGUGCCUCUGUGAUUCAGAAACACUGUGCAGCAGCAGCUGGGAGAGAGUGAGAAUACGUGAGAGAAAUGCCCUGCAGAGCCCACAGUCGGUGAAGAUGGAGAGGAAGGAGGAGCUCCAGGCAGUGGAGCAGAGAUUCCCAUGCAGCCUGUGAUGACGCAUGCUGUCCCUGUGUUGGUGCGCAGUGGAGCAAGAUGUGAGGUGGGGAAAGAAGCACUAGGAGGGAAGGGGACAAGCUGAUCUUCUUCUCCAUCAGUCAGCAGACAAAGGUAGGUAAUGAAAUAAAAGGCAGUUACUCACUCAAGGAGGGAACUGCUUAACAAGAGAGGAGCUUGCCAAAGAGAAGAGGGAGUCCAUAAUGAAGUGCUUUUGCUAGCCUGCGUGUUACAUUUUCUCAGAGAAGUAUGUUCUCUCCUUCUUCAGGGGCUGCCACAAGGCAAAGCGAGCACAGGAGAGGAAGUAAUUUGUGCAUAAUGGCUACUGCUGCACACAGGGUUUUCCUUCUAGGAGCACCUGGAGCAUGAUGUUCUGGACGUUUCAUUCCUUACUUGGCCAAGGCACAGCAAACAGACAAUUCUUAGAAAAGCAGCUUCCAAAGCUGUAACUUGCUCCUCCCAGCUCCUCCCAUUUUGCUGUUGAUAAACAGUGUCUGGCUCUGCAGGCACUGCGAAGACACAGUCUCAGGGCUGGCACAGGUCUAAUACUGAAACUCUUCUUUUUGGUGCCUCACUUCUUCAAUGCUCUGGAAAGCCAGCCUUCCUCUGCUCUGGGCCCAGGAUGUGGAUGAGCAAGUGGAAACGCUAGCCACAGCGAUGCAUCCAGUCCUAAAGGCCUUUGUCUGUGGCUCCAUCAGUGGCACUUGUUCCACGCUCCUCUUCCAGCCCCUUGACCUGCUGAAAACCCGCCUGCAAACUCUGCAGCCUGCUGUGAAUGGGUCUGGUCGUGCUGGGAUGGUAACGCUGCUCUUUAGGGUUGUUCGUACUGAGAGUAUUCUGGGGCUCUGGAAAGGUGUCUCUCCAUCCUUUGCAAGAUGUAUUCCUGGGGUUGGGAUUUACUUCAGCACUUUGUACAUGAUGAAGCAAAAGUUUCUUGCGGACCGUUCACCCACAGCCCUGGAGUCUGUCUUCUUGGGUGCCGCUGCUCGUGCAGUUUCUGGGAUUUGCAUGUUGCCAGUGACUGUAGUGAAGACCCGAUAUGAGGGGGUGUGUAGGGCUCCUCGACCUGUGCCUGGCACGUGGAUGACUGACCUUUGCCUGCUCUUGCAGAGUGGAAGAUUUGGCUAUGGGAGUGUGUAUGGAGCCCUGAAGAGUAUCUAUCAGACCGAGGGGGCUCGUGGCAUGUUCAGUGGGCUCACGGCAACGCUGCUGCGGGAUGCGCCCUUCUCUGGCAUCUACCUGAUGUUCUACACACAGACCAAAAACCUCACACCUCAGGACCAGCUGGAUCCAGUGCUCAUGCCCCUGCUGAAUUUUGGCUGUGGGAUCUUUGCGGGGAUCUUGGCCUCUUUGGCAACGCAGCCUGCUGAUGUCAUCAAAACACAUAUGCAGCUGUCACCCCAAAAGUACCACAGAACAAGCCAGGCCAUUGCCUUUAUCUACAAGGACUUCGGGCUGGUUGGCUUUUUCCGAGGCGGUGUGCCCCGACUCCUCAGGCGCACUCUGAUGGCAGCAAUGGCAUGGACGGUGUAUGAACAGAUGAUGGAAAAAAUGGGCCUGAGGUCCUGACUGAGCUGCACAAGAAAGGACCAGCUUCACUCCUUCUCCCGCUUGUUGUGAUCAACUGGCACUGAGAAGUUCCCAGUUCCGCAGAGGAAUAAGCCUUCCUCAGCCAGGAAGGAAGCCCUUCUGAGACAGGGGAUUAGGCCUUUUGGCAAGUAGAGGAAAGGAAGGAUUGGAUCUUUGAGUUGUUUGAUCAAUGCAUUCCAGAAGGACUGUACUUAACAGACUGCCUUGGGAAAUGGCAGGGUUUUCACAGCUUAGUAACUAUGCUGAGAAGCCCCUUUUAAAAAGAACUCUGUGCUCACCACCUUUAUGCAAUGAGACAGUAUUAGAGCAAAAGUGUUUGAGGAGAAAACAGUGAUGGCAGAACCUGCCAGCCUGUUCCCUGCUGGCAUGGCCAGAAAAGCCACAGUGACCACUAUCUGAUAUAGAUCCUCCUUCCUCAUAUGCUUUAUUCUCACAGGGGAGCACUAGCCCCUGGUGAAAACUGGAAACAAUGUGUCUCAUGAUGCUUACAUUGCAGGAGUGGGUGGAAGAGAAAUUAAGUACAGAGGAAAAGGGUCAAACAUGGUCUCUGCCAUCACUUUUGUACUGUGGGUGAUUGCAGAGAAAGUAACUGGAACCGCCUUGCUGUGUUAUGUGUUAUUAUGUUAUUGGGCACCUUAACACUCUUGAAAUGUCCUUCUGCCUCUACAGCAGAGUUUGCACAGUAAUUAAGAAGCAUAAGGCACUUUAGAAUUGAUGCUACCAAAGUUCUACUUGUUCUCUGAAAAAAAAGAAAAGCUGCUGGUCUAACUACAGCAGGAACACUCAAGUGGGUUUUGUUGGGUUUUUUUAAUGCAGUUGUCAUAGAGACUUACUUGCUUCCUAUUCUUUAUUUGUUAAUCCCUGAUCAACACUCUCAGCGUGAACUGGUCCUUGGAUGUAACUUUUAGGGCCAUAGCUCAUAAUGCAUAAAUGCAUAAUGGAAACAGGUACAGAUACUGGCACUUCAGAUUUCCCUUAAAACAUCGCUGAUUGCAUGUGGAGUAUGUUUUGGUUUGGAAAGAAAAGGUUGCUUUCUGUAAGCUUUCUCCAAAGUUUGAGCCCUCUGGGUGCUUGGUAGUGAUCUUUAAUUCCCUUAGGGCUCCACACAGACCCUUCCCAUCUUCCUUGCUGAGCCUUUUCUCUUAUCAGGUAGUCCAUGUUCGAGUAUGCAUGAGUUUAAAUACACUUUUCAUCCUUUGUGCCUUCUUACUCUUUCCUACUGUGUUACUCAGACCUCACGGUGUGUGCCAGGUGCAGCCUGAUCCCUCCUUCACUUGUGCCUCUGUGAUGGGUUGAGUCCCUUGCAGCUCUGUUAGCAUAGCCAUGAAGCUGUUAUGGAAGUGUGCAUCCUGUUCUGUAGCGUGCCUUGCAGAAGACUUAGCUUUGGUUUUUAUUUUCUUAAAUAUCUAGGGAUAUUGCAGUUCACUUUAGAACCAGAGCACCUGUCUCUAAACAUGAAGAUACGACACUGUAGCUGUAUGAACAACCAGUGCUACCUACCUGUUGUUCAUAAAUUUUAGAGUGUAUUUUGGACAAUCACUGCCUGCCCAGGCAACUUCCCGAGUGCAAGAACAGAGGGGGUGUGGGUUGUUACAGGUGUUCUUUACCAAAUUUCAACUCCAAGAACGCAUGAUGACUGAUAUAACAGUUGAGGGAAGUGUAAGAGGACAGGAUGGAGGCUUGGAAAGUGCUGCCUGUUUUCACACUCAGCCCAUCUGUGAGGGAAGGGUGGUGCUCUGCAGUGCAGGAGUCUCCAAGAAUGGUGGUGGAGGGUUCUGUGUGCACGUCUACGUGUUAGCAACAGAGCACUGCAUCAAACCAGGCACGUGGCACGUUAUUUGUUAAAUCCUAAAUGUGAACACCUGUUCCUUUCUUUUGCUGUUCCUUCUGUCCUUAGUGACCAGAACUUGUGAGAGUGCAUGAAACCAUGGUAACUGCACAUCCUGCUUGUUUGCUAUCCUGAGCACUAUGACACAGAGCUGGAGAACCAAGUCGAGGAUUGCUGACCUGGCAGAAUAAGGUGGCAAUCAGAUGAGUUACCUCAUUUGUCCUUUAUCCCCCUAUAUAUGGGAUCAAACCAACAUUGUGCUGGGAGCCUGAAUUUAUUUGGUGCUUUAUAAAUCUGGCAUGUGAGUUGGAUCUGUUGAAUGUCCUGGGCAGUGGUAGCCAAGGGCAGUGUGUGGGAUCACCUGCAAGGUACUUCACACAUUUUGUUCCUGGUUUAGCAAUGGCAAAGCAAUGUGUAACCUGUGCAGACAGAAACUUAAGCUCUUAAAAAUGAGGCAGGCAAGCAAAGAAUGAAAGAUAAUCUGGAAUUAAAUAAGGUCCUCAUCAGAAACCUGACUUUCAGGAACACUUUGGUGGCUUUUAUGUCCCUGUACUCCUGCCUGGUCAAGUAACAAAGGAAGAAGUAGAGAGUUAAUUUCCAUGUGCUAAUGUUUUAAGGUCUACUGUGGGGUUGUUUGUUUAUUUGUUUUAAAUCUGGAAUCGGGCCUAAAGCAAUGAUAGCUUUUACUUUAGGAAAGUUUUUCCAUUCUGCUUUGGUGCUUUGUUAUUGGAGUAGAGUGAAAAACUAUAUGGUUUUUGGCUUGUGGAUUAAUCUGGGCUCCUCUGGAUUUAAGAACUAGAGAAUCUAAACUGCACUGUGUUUCAUGUACCAUUGGUGCUCCAAAUCCAAAAGCUUAUCUACUUGUGAGUUAGGGAGAAUGAAUUCUGUGAUGCAAGCUUGUUUGUUUCUCUUUGUUAUUUCUUUUGUCAGGUUUCAUAUAUGGGGGAAGGGAAAGCCUGAAGUUUUGCUUCGUUCUAUUCUGAAAGCUUUAUCACAUGGUCAGGCAUAAGACUGUUUCUCAGCUCUGAUCCUUACUGUCCUUCACCCUCUUCACCUCUUCAAAAACAUUCUGGUUUUGAAGUGAUUCUUGAUAGUUGCUUCUUGAUAGCUACAGCAAGUCAAGACAAUCAAGUGUGUGGACUUGAAGUUUAGAUGUAUUCUCCUUGAGGUUUAAUGCUUUUAUUAACAGCAGAUUGUCACUGUACAGCCUAAAGGUAAAGAAAAUCAAAUAAAGGAUCUGGACAGAGGUGGUUAAUCACCUGCCUCCAUCAUGCCAGAAAUUCAACACUAACAGUCUUGUCAGAUAAUCAUUUCCAAAGCCAUCUUGGCUUGGUUUCCAGAGACAGUGGUGUGCUCUCUCUGUGCACUUCAGGAUGGCAGUGGGAUCCCUCUUGGACUGACCUCUGUUGCUGGCAGCGCAGUGUUAGUGAUCGUGCACUGUCUCUUCUUGCUCCUGCAGCUGUGGCUAAGGACACAGCUGGCUGGCAUGUUGAGGCAGGCAGUGUUUAAGUGAGUUGUAAAGACACAAGAGAGAUAGUCUGAUUAUUCAUGCUUUAGAAAUCUUAUGUUUCCAUUCCUCCUGUGUGAUGAUUUGUUUGGGUUUUUUUUUCUCUCAAUCUCUUAAACAGAGCUGGAGCUUUGGAACAUUGCAUAGCUUUGAGUAUUGUGAGUCUAUAUAGUAUGUGUCUAUGUAAAAUAUUUAUGUGAAAAGGUGUAUUAUAUGUUUCUAUUAAAAACUGGUUGCUAAAAUUAA